AUGCUUGCCUCGGGGGAGGUGAACGACGUGACAACGGUCAAAGACGGUGAAGAGGCGUUCGACACAGUCAAUGCUCGCUUGGAUCAGGGCUCCGUGUUUGAUCUGAUCUUCAUGGACAUCCAGAUACCCAAUCUGAACGGCUUACAGAGAACCCGACCGAUUCGCGAGAUGGGGGUAAAUUGCAACAGCCCAGGACAUACUGCCGAGCCCGUAGAGGUUCCUGGUUCGAAGGACAUUUCUAAUGAAGAGGGAAAGAGGUUAGUUUGUAUAGAGCGGUUGAAAGGCAUAAUUCAGAACAAAUAUAUUGAGUAUAUCUGUAGCCGCGAGUACCGUAUCUAUCCGUCAAUAUGUUGUUUUCUAAAACAUGCCAGGAAAUUUAUGCAGUUCGAAGCCAGAGACAAAAGGGCACAUAACAGAAAUAAAAGAAACAUACGGAAGGAAAAGAUAGAAGACAUGAACGAUACCCAGCUGGGCGAAAUGAAGAGAUCAGACCAUGUAUAA
Molecule: messenger RNA, 501 nt
Organism: Aspergillus terreus NIH2624
Lineage: Eukaryota; Fungi; Ascomycota; Eurotiomycetes; Eurotiales; Aspergillaceae
Exons: 2
Coding region: 1-501 (166 amino acids)
Biological process (GO): phosphorelay signal transduction system
Source: RefSeq, a predicted model, not a curated record